UUCAACCACCCCAAACACAGUACACAAUAAACAAUAAACAAUACUUUAGAACGUUGAACCACCCAUUAAACAAAACACGAACACCAAAAGCCCCGGUAUAGUCAAUAGCUCCAUAUUCUGACCUUUUUCUCAUCUUCCAUCCAUGUCGACAAUUGCAGAGAACGAGCUCAAUACAGUGAAAAGAAGAAUUGCCUCUGUUGCCAACCAUCUCAUCCCGGUCCAUUCGGGUCCGACUUGCAGCUCAAUUGAGUUCUCCAAUGCGUCGAUGAACGACAGCUACCAUCGGAUUCACGGCGAUGUUGCUACUCACCCAGUUGUUUGGAGAAGUGCUUGUGAUGAGUCUGGGAAGGAAUUCACCGACAUUAUCUACGAGAAAGCUGUCGAUGAAGGAAUAGCGAAAAUAACGAUUAACAGGCCGGAUAGAAGGAAUGCAUUCCGGCCUCUGACAGUUAAGGAGCUACUUCGGGCAUUCAAUGAUGCUAGAGAUGAUAGUUCCAUUGGAGUCAUUAUUCUAACAGGAAAGGGAACCAAAGCGUUCUGUAGCGGUGGUGAUCAGGCUUUGAGGACUAAAGAUGGUUAUGCUGAUUAUGAAAAUUUUGGUCGUCUUAAUGUUUUAGAUCUUCAGGUACAGAUCCGCCGUCUACCGAAACCAGUUAUAGCGAUGGUAGCUGGUUAUGCUGUUGGAGGAGGACAUGUAUUACACAUGGUCUGUGAUCUGACUAUUGCAGCAGACAAUGCUAUUUUUGGGCAAACUGGUCCUAAGGUUGGAAGCUUUGACGCUGGUUACGGAAGUUCAAUCAUGUCCCGUUUGGUUGGGCCUAAAAGAGCACGUGAAAUGUGGUUUCUUGCAAGGUUUUAUACUGCUUCAGAGGCAGAGAAAAUGGGACUUGUCAAUACUGUUGUACCGCUAGAAAAUUUAGAGCAAGAAACAGUUAAAUGGUGUAGAGAGAUCCUAAGAAAUAGUCCCACUGCAAUUCGGGUGCUAAAAUCGGCUCUUAAUGCUGUUGAUGAUGGGCAUGCUGGACUCCAGGAACUUGGAGGAAACGCCACCCUCAUAUUUUAUGGCACCGAGGAAGGAAAUGAGGGGAAAACAGCUUAUGUUCAACAUAGACGUCCAGACUUCUCCAAAUUUCCCCGACGUCCUUAAUAUGGAAUGGUUUUAAUUUCCAUUGUUUUGCCACAAUAUCAUAAACUUGGUCAUUUUGGUAAUUGGAUUGGUAAAGAGGGAAAAAUGAAAAAAAUAAACAAAUAAAGGAUUGAUUUCCAUUUUGUAAUUUAGUUUUGAUUCAUCACCGUAUUCAGUUGUAAGGUCAUGUCAAAUAAAUUUUAGCCCCAUCCAAAUAAAUACUGCUUCUUUUGCAGUAAAGAAAGAAUAAGUGCCAAAUUGUUAUGAGA
Molecule: messenger RNA, 1395 nt
Organism: Ziziphus jujuba (common jujube)
Lineage: Eukaryota; Viridiplantae; Streptophyta; Magnoliopsida; Rosales; Rhamnaceae
Product: 1,4-dihydroxy-2-naphthoyl-CoA synthase, peroxisomal
Exons: 9
Coding region: 143-1147 (334 amino acids)
Biological process (GO): menaquinone biosynthetic process
Cellular component (GO): cytosol
Molecular function (GO): 1,4-dihydroxy-2-naphthoyl-CoA synthase activity
Source: RefSeq, a predicted model, not a curated record